Ogataea parapolymorpha DL-1 is the source of this 1347-nucleotide messenger RNA. RefSeq lists its product as uncharacterized. The transcript has a single exon. NCBI's taxonomy places the organism in Eukaryota, Fungi, Ascomycota, Pichiomycetes, Pichiales, Pichiaceae. Gene Ontology annotation, biological process: chloroplast organization; thylakoid membrane organization; plastid transcription. The record is from RefSeq and is a predicted model, not a curated record. Bases 1 to 1347 code for a protein of 448 amino acids. Gene Ontology annotation, cellular component: chloroplast thylakoid; plastid-encoded plastid RNA polymerase complex. Gene Ontology annotation, molecular function: protein-lysine N-methyltransferase activity; protein binding.
AUGGAGACCCUACUCGCAGUCAACAGUAUCGAUUCCGGCGUUUCCGUUGGGCCCAGCCAGCUUGGUGGGCUUGGACUAUUUGUAGACAAGGACACAGAUGGCGAGAUUCUCAGAAUUGGCCGUCAACACAUCUACAGCAUCUACACCUGUCUAGAGCUCAGUCAAAAGCUGGAGAACCAGACUCAAGCCCCGGUGAUCAGGUCGCUUCUGGGCUUCUAUUGCAACGGCCCGCCUAAUGAGACCAGAAUACUGAUUUGCUACAUGGUUGGCUUUGAGGUUCUUCGCCGGUUGGGCAAGCUGGAGGGAUUCAAGGAGCUCCAAAAGUACUUGGAUAUUUUAUUGAGCACAGAAAUCGAUAAUUUAUGGCAGGACGAGGAGCCUCUUUUGGAGAGUUAUUAUGAGUUGGAGCCGGGAAACUCUCUCGUGAACGCCACGUUGCUGGAGAAACAAAGCGACGAGGUUGAAGAACUGUCGAAGUAUAUUUUCGAGACGUGGAGAGUGACUUUACAAGAGCAUGAGAUCCGGCAGCUCGUAGCUGCGAUCCGUUCACGGACGCUGGAAGUCCCCAGAAAAAUCAGUGACGACGAGUUCUCGGUCGAUAUCACGCUGGUUCCGCUUCUGGACUUUGCCAACCACGACAACUCCAAACAGAAUGCCUAUUUUGAUCUCGAUCCAGAAACAGACGAGGUCGUCCUACUUGCCAAACGACCGCUCUCUGGUGGCUCUGAGAUACUCAUCAGCUACACUCCAGUUGAAGAGAUGACACAGAUGUUCGUCACGUACGGAUUCUAUCCUCGCUCGGACGGUUUGAAGGUGGUGGAUGUGCCUUUCUGGGGUUACUACCAUUUCGACCAGUCUGAGGAGCUGGCCCAAUACGUUUUCCAGCAGCGGCAGCCGACGAACCUGCAGUUUGUGCUGGAGUAUGCGGACGGUCAGCUGGUGGAUCUGUUCCUCAAUAUGGCGUCGAAUUACAGUUUUGCAGGGCUCAUUGGCACGGAUGACGUGCCGACUGUGAUGGAAAAUGCAUCCGAGGAGCAGAUCGACGCGGCGUUAAGUGCGUUGUUGCGAGUGGUAGAGUCGUUCUUCAAGGAGCGGGUCGAGCACCUCGAGAAGUUUGCGAAAUUCUGCGACGACUACGAGGCAGAAAAUGGCACUAAAAAUAUCAGGCAGCUGGUGCAAUUCCAGCUGGAACUGUACAACAAAUAUCUGGACAAGAUGCAGCAACUUGUGCCUCAAGCGGGCUCAGAUUCAUUAUAUGACCUGAUUAUGAUCGAUGGAGACGAGUGGGUCGAGUAUCGUCUACCGCCAGUGUACAAUUUUGUCACUAGGAAGCUGGCACGGCAUUAA